AUGUGGAGCCGUUUACCUCAAGAAUUACUAAUCAAAGUAUUUGGCUACAUUGACUUAAAAUCACAACUAGCAGAAUGUCGAUUGGUCUGUAAAUGCUGGUACUCUCAAGCAGACGCUACCCUACUUGGACAACACAUUGUUUUGGAGAAUGAUGGUGAUGUGUUGCAGCUGUGCAAGUUUUUGAAUGGAGACCCAGCAAGGGGUGGUUUGUUCAAGCAUUUGAUGCUUCUCGGAGCACACUUUCACGUUUACUUGAUGAGCCAACUAGUGCAUUUGGUCUUUACAUCUACAUUGGAGAAAUUUGAAGGAAGACUGGAAGGCUGCGGGUCACAUGUCUUGCUUGAAAUCAAUUCCAAUGCGUUCAGUGAUACAUCUGGCUUUGAUAGAUUGACAAUAUUGCCAACACCUCAAGAGUUUACGCUCAUGUACUUUAUCACACUUUUGAAAUUCAAACGAAGCUUGCAAUCAAUGGCUCUCUAUCUUACUGACCUGAAUCACAGGCUUGAACAACAAUACAUUAUGAAACAUUUGCCAGACUUCAAGGCCCUUGUCGUGCUUGAUUUGAAGAUCAAAAUCAAUAAUCUUGAGAUAGAGCUCGAUACAGAAUGCGCCUUUAUCAUGUCUGAAAAGCGACUUUUAGAAUGGACAACAAGCAGUAUAGUAGUUGCGGAGAGUCUCAACAUCUUGGAGGUCAGAGGAUGCUCCUUUGGCGAUGUUUUCGAGUACCUUUGCUACAAAUAUCCCAACGUACAUACUAUCAAACUGGACAUUUCAGAAUACACGACACCUUCGCUAUUAUUUCCAGCUUACAAUAUGACAGAAGAGCAAAUCACCAUUCAGUCAACGCGCAUAUCUAAACAACUCAUCAACAAAUUCUCUCGUGCAGGAAUUCACCUCGCUUUACCUCUACCUGAGACUGACAGUAUGAAGCUUGAACGGCUAGCUCUUGUUUUAUAUCAUAUCGAUGGCACUCAACAACUCAAGUAUGAUGCAAAACAAAAGCUCAUUAUUUGUGUCGGCCUAGCAGAGGAAUCUGCGUGA
Mucor velutinosus is the source of this 1041-nucleotide messenger RNA. RefSeq lists its product as uncharacterized. The record is from RefSeq and is a predicted model, not a curated record. The transcript is spliced from 2 exons. Gene Ontology annotation, molecular function: protein binding. The coding region runs from base 1 to 1041 and encodes 346 amino acids. Lineage: Eukaryota; Fungi; Mucoromycota; Mucoromycetes; Mucorales; Mucoraceae.